Messenger RNA from Phymastichus coffea, 5038 nucleotides. RefSeq names its product DNA-directed RNA polymerase, mitochondrial (gene mtRNApol). The record is from RefSeq and is a predicted model, not a curated record. The transcript has 18 exons. Gene Ontology annotation, biological process: mitochondrial transcription. Lineage: Eukaryota; Metazoa; Arthropoda; Insecta; Hymenoptera; Eulophidae. The coding region runs from base 71 to 3943 and encodes 1290 amino acids. Gene Ontology annotation, cellular component: mitochondrial DNA-directed RNA polymerase complex. Gene Ontology annotation, molecular function: mitochondrial promoter sequence-specific DNA binding; protein binding; DNA-directed RNA polymerase activity.
CGCGAUCAUUUGGUAGUCAGUUUUAUUGACUGACGUUUAAUGAUUCGCCAGUGUGAAGGGAUUUGAUAAAAUGUAUAGAUUAUUAAAGUUACCCGGUAUUACUAUAAAAAAUGUCUGCAAAUCUCAAGGUAUUCAAUAUGCUCCCAGGACCUGCUCUUAUUGCAAUUUUUGUCAUUAUUACUACAUGCUGAAAUCUUGGCAACAUUUGCAAGCUAGAUAUCAAUCAACAACUAUUAAUACUGUCAUGCUGAAUUCCACAACAAAGAGGAAGCUUAAAAGACGUGUUAAAAAAUAUGCAGAACUUGUGGAAGUCACAGAUUCGAUAACUAGCAAUAGAAAAGCAGCAAUACAGCAUCUCAAUGCAACCCAACUUUCUAUUUUAGUUGAUCAACCUGAUAUCACAUUAGAUAAAUUACACAAAAUAAAAGAUGAGCAGUUAUUGAGAAAAAAUCAAAUGAAAAAUAAAUGUGUUGUUACUAGCUCAGAUAACUCUGUGGAUAAAAUAUAUGACCCAGCAAAGGAUACUAAUAUAAUUGAACAAAAUCAUGAGAUGAUACUAGAUGAAGAAAAUACAAAAGAAGAAAGUGAAAUUCUUAUAGAAGAUUUGAAGUCAUCUGGUAUCAUUGAUGAAAUUGCAUUAAUUAAAAGUUCAUCGCUUUUGAAUUCUAUGCGUGAUUCUGGAAAGAUUGAUACAGAGAAUGCUUUAGUUUCUACAAGAGAGGAAUUGACUCACUUUGAAGAAGAAUCGAUAGGAAAAAUAAUUGAUGAAAAAAAAAAAGCUAGAGAAGCACUAAUCUAUGAAGAGAGGUUAAUACAAUUCAAUAAAGUACUUUUAGGAUAUAUCAGUGCUUGCGUAAAUAGUAGUAACCCAGAAUAUGCACUCAAAGCUCUUCGCAGCUUUGCAGAAAAAAAGAGAAACAAGAAAAAAUUGUUGUAUAUAAAUGAUGUUUCUCUAUUUAAUUUGUUUUUAGAAAAAUUGGCAUCGAAAUCAGACUUAAAAGGUAUCUUGGAAUUAUUGCAAUUUUUGAGAGAACACAAUUUCAAGCUCAAUGCUCAAACAUAUGCAUAUGUCUAUGAAUGUAUUGGACGAUUGGAUAAUGAUAAUCAAACAAAACUGAAUUUAUCGAGAGAAAUUCAUGAAGAAAUGAUUAAAGAUGGUAUAUCUUUCAAUGACAUCAUAACUAAGUCUAUGUUUUUCCAUGACCAAAGGGUAUUCGUUGAGGAUGUUAUAAAAUUGCUGGGCAAUCAAUUUAAACCAACUUACAGCACACCGGAUACUAGAUAUGACUGCAGACUAUUAGAGAGACUGAACGAAGAAGAGACGACCCCUUCAAGUACAGUAGAAGGAUUGUUAAAGUUAUCUGACCUAGAAGACCGAUUGAAAAAGCAAAUUAAAGCCGAAAUUGAUGGUGAACUAGUAGUUAAAAACAUCUCAAAGCAGAAAGUUACAAGUCAUAGUGUGAAAUUCUAUAGAAAUACAUUGUGUAGUAUUGAAAAACAUUGGGAAAAAGUUGCAUUCAGCGCAUUCAAAAGGCAUUUUGAGGCCUUAAGGAAUCGUGAAAAAUUUAGGAAAUCCACAAAAUUGGUACUUUUUCCGUAUUUAGCAGUUUUAAAGCCGGAAGACUACGUUUCUAUAAUCAUGAGAGAAAUAAAAAAAUUAGGAAUGGGCUCAGAAAUGUACAGUUUACCCUUUUAUUCAUUAUGUCGUGUAAUUGGUAGUCAAGUGUUCAAGAUGUACGAGGCGAAGAUGAAAGAGAAGAACGGAACUAACGAGAAAACUUCAGAGGUUUAUAUUGCAUACUGCGAUUGGUUUUUAAGUAGAAAAGACAAACUGAAUGGACGCGUUAAAUGGACAUUGCUAGAACACGAAGCAAAUAAAUAUGGCGUGACAAUUGGCGCCGCAGUACCAACAUGGCCAAACUAUGUACACUUGAGUGUUGGCAAAUUUUUAUAUAAUAUUAUUUUCAAUGACAUUAAAAUCGAUAGCAACAUAUUGAAGCAAAAUAAAAGUAAUGCGCACGCGAAGCAUGUAUCGGCAUUCUUCAAGAUAUUUCGACACUGCGGAAUCAGUUUGAAAGAAGAAGUAAAGCCGCACCCUCUUGUAGCCAAACUUUACAGAGAAUCGCAACCGGAAACUCUGGCGUUCGAUACAACGCUGGUGCCGUGUUUGUGUCCACCUCGUCCUUGGAUAAACAUACGUAGCGGAGGAUACAUUGUUACAGACACCGAGAUAAUUCGAGUUAAUCACACUGGGGCUCAGCAGUGGGAGCUAUUGCGUAAAACUCCAGUGAAUAAGCUUUUUCCAGCUUUGGACAGUUUGAAUCAACUAGGCUCCAUACCGUGGGCUAUCAACUCUCCUAUUCUCGACGUUGCUAUUAAGGUGUUUCAAGACAAUGGAUCCAGCAAGUUGAACAUGCCUCAGCCUCCUUCGGUUCUCAAGGCUAUUUUGCCCGCGCCGAAGUGCGCGAGCUCUGCAGAGAAGAGACAAAUAGACAAGGCCAGAAUUGAGUUGAAGAGAAGAAAAAACGAAAUGUACUCUCUAUGGUGUGACGCUUUAUACCGAUUGUCAUUGGCGAAUCACUUUAGGAAUGAUAUAUUCUGGCUGCCGCACAAUAUGGACUUUCGAGGUCGCGUUUACCCUGUGCCACCCCACUUGAAUCACCUUGGAUCCGACUUGGCCAGGUCGAUGCUGGUAUUUGCAUUGAAAAAACCCCUGGGACCGAAAGGUCUCGAUUGGCUCAAGUUACACGCGAUCAAUCUGACUGGAUUCAAGAAAAGAGAUCCAAUUAGCGAGCGCUUGCGAUACGCUGAUGAGAUUAUGGAUAAAAUUCUCGAUAGCGCUGAAAAGCCGUUGAGUGGCGCCAUGUGGUGGUCGACGUCGGAAGAACCAUGGCAAACUCUGGCAGCGUGCAUGGAAAUAGCGGCUGCGCUCAAGUCGCCAGAUCCUGAGAAGUACGAAACGGGUUUUCCAAUUCAUCAGGACGGCAGCUGUAAUGGACUGCAACACUAUGCAGCUCUAGGCAGAGAUGAAAUCGGUGCCAAGAGUGUUAAUUUGUAUCCUUACGAUUCUCCGCAAGAUGUAUACAGUAGCGUAGCAGCGAUGGUGGACGAUAUGCGUAGAAAGGACGCUGCCGAGGGUAACCAGGUAGCGAAAAUUUUGGAUGGCUUCAUCCGCAGAAAAGUCAUCAAACAAACGGUCAUGACGACAGUUUAUGGAGUCACCUGGUUUGGGGCCAAAUUACAAAUUGCUCGACAAUUAAAAGACAUGCCCGAUUUUCCUCAAGAGCAUUUGUGGCCAGCCUCGAUAUACCUUGUGCAAAAGACCUUCCAAACUCUUAGAACCAUGUUCAAAAGCGCUAGGGAGAUCCAAGAUUGGUUUACAGAGUGUGCUCGUCUGGUGUGCGCUAGUCGCGAGCAAAACAUGGAAUGGGUAACUCCCCUGGGUUUGCCGGUGGUACAACCGUACAGUAAAUUUUGCCAACCACCAACUAAUCAAACCAUUUAUACGUACUUUUCUCCGGACUCUUAUCGGAAGCCUAAUAUGAUGAAGCAGAAAAAUGCUUUUGCCCCAAAUUUCGUCCACUCGCUCGACUCUAGUCAUAUGAUGCUUACAAGCAUCCAUUGUGAACGUGCUGGCAUUAUGUACGUAUCUGUACACGACUGCUACUGGACGCAUCCAUGUUCUGUAGAAAUAAUGAACAAAAUUUGCCGAGAGCAAUUCGUUGCCUUACAUUCAGAACCUAUUUUAGAAGAUCUAUCAAGGUUUUUAAUCAACAAAUUUAGUUUCGAUCAAUUUGAAACCCAACAGGAGAAAAAGAGCAACGCCAAGGCAAUGCAGCAGAACCUUCGAAAACUUAAGUUGAAUGAAACUCUAGCAAGAGUGCCGCGACAAGGCGAUUUCAAUCUUGAAAAAGUUUUAGACUCGAUUUACUUUUUUAGUUAACUUUUAGCCAAGAAAUUUUAUGAAUAUCUAUAAAGCCAAUAUAUGAAAUUGCAUAAAGAUGGCUUCUCAUUAAUUACCGAGCUUUAAAAAUGUACAGCAAAUAGUACAUUUUUUCUCAGAAGCAGCGGAAUCUGAUCAGAUAUUUGGAAGAAAUGCUCUUAGGAUCAGAUCUUUGCUAAAGUGACAGAGAUAACAAAUAAGCUCAUUUGAUGUGAUUUGUUUUGAACUUGUUAAAUUAGCCGCGUUUAUCCGAAAAGCCCCAUUCAUUCGAAUGCACAUGUUUGUUGAUAUACUCAAGAAAUCUUGAAAAACGACAAUUUGGUUAGAUUUGAUCAUUGAAGGAACUAUUGCUUUACUACAGAGAAAUGCAUUAAAUGGUGGGUUAAUCAUGUGAUACGACAAAAUAUGUUGCUAUAUAAUAAGUUUUUGAAUGUAAUAUUUGUAUAGUAGGUAAUUCUGUUUUACAAUCGAAUAAAAUUAUUUUUAGAAAUAAUAGAACAAAUGUAUUAUUUAACGCAAUGAAUUAUAGUCGAGUCGGUUUACGAUAAAAAUUAGAUUUCUUUCAUUAUUUGUGAUGUGAAUAAUUUUAUUAAUCCAUAUAGAUAAUAUAGAAUUAGUCUACGAUAUACCACAGUAUAAAAGUGGACAUCUGCUGUAUUCCAUGUUUUUCUAUAGGCAUACGUAAAAAUACGUAAUCAAUGACGCGCCGGACCUGGUCAGGCCGUAUGCUGCUAUACUAUCUGAGAUUAACAAAAGUAAGAAGUAUUUGAAAAUAUUAACUAGUUUAAAUAGAAAUACGUAAAAUGAGGGAUAUACUCUAAAUAAUACUAUAGCAAAACGUAGCAAAUAACAAACAUGUAUAAAAAUUACAAUUAUCAAAUAAGAACUAAAGGAUGAUAGAACAAUAACAAUUGUUAUGCAUUUUACAAUGACGAUUACAGGCCUAAAUAUUAAUAAAGAAUAUCGGCAAAUUGUUCUCGUUCUAAUUUCUUAAUCGACAAGCUACUAGCUAUUAAUAAGCAAAAAGUUUUAUACGUGACAAGUAUUAGUUAUCCUAAAGAGGCUGAAAACAUAUUUAGCAAAACGUCGAAUUUU